AUGUCGCGAAUUCCACAUAGACCGGACAAGGUCAGUGGAAGGUUUCAAUUUCAUGGAAUGCGCAUGUGUUGGAGGCCCCAGCAUGUGGUCUGGAACCACCCCCAGAUCGUGUUGAAUUUCACGAAGAUGGGAGAUGGAGGAGACACGACCGUUGAUUGGAUGAGUGAAGCCAAUUACGGGGAGGUGGACGAGGAGCGACCAAUGAGCAUCGAUUCUUAUCACUUACCGGAGACGACCAGUCAUUGUGGCCGCAUCGACAUUCGACGCUGGUCUCUCAGGUCUAUUCUAUGCACUCUCGGCUUGGUUCCCGACUGCCGACAAUCUUACGCCAACGAUUGGGCAUCACGCACCACCUACCUUGCGAUCAACCUUUCAGAUAUAAUGCUGGAAGAAAAGGUUGUAUCGCCUGCGGCGCAAUCAUUUCGAACGUCUUCCGACAGCGCACAGUGGCGCUAA
Mesocestoides corti is the source of this 456-nucleotide messenger RNA. Lineage: Eukaryota; Metazoa; Platyhelminthes; Cestoda; Cyclophyllidea; Mesocestoididae. The record is from the annotation of a GenBank genome assembly.